Molecule: messenger RNA, 551 nt
Organism: Aspergillus neoniger CBS 115656
Lineage: Eukaryota; Fungi; Ascomycota; Eurotiomycetes; Eurotiales; Aspergillaceae
Exons: 2
Coding region: 1-420 (139 amino acids)
Source: RefSeq, a predicted model, not a curated record
AUGGCCGAUGAUCUUUUUGAUGUCUCUCAGUGGCAGUUCAGUACAACGUGGCUAUAUCUUCCGUGUACAGAAGAAUACUGGAACAGACCCGACCAGUUUCAAAGAGCUAUUAACGACAUUGAUACCUUGACCUACGCGAUCUACAACUACAAUCCCGCCAUCCCCCCUACUAUGCGUGGUGUUUUGCUUGCGGUUUAUCACCCGCUGGAUUAUGAUACAACUUCUAUCCUGGCCAUUGCACGCGGCGAUCUGGUCAACUAUCAAAUUGCCGCCGCUGGACAACCCGAGUUAAUGGGACCCAGCCAGUCGACCAUAUGUCUCCCGCUUAACGAAUCGACCAUAUAUCUCUCGCUCAACGAGAACAACUACAUGAACAUUAGCGAAGACGCGAGUAUGAACACAGAGUUCCAGUGGACUUAGUUUAUCUGGAUGUCCUCAGCCUUAAGCCUUAUCCCUUUCUAGUAGAUACUUGAUCGCGUGGAUAGGUCUGGGCCUCUUAGUUAUUACGUUAGCCUGAUAAUGCUGGGUUAUGGGCUAAGAAUGAUCUCGAC